Molecule: messenger RNA, 1748 nt
Organism: Neomonachus schauinslandi (Hawaiian monk seal)
Lineage: Eukaryota; Metazoa; Chordata; Mammalia; Carnivora; Phocidae
Gene: PANX1
Product: pannexin 1
Exons: 5
Coding region: 1-1284 (427 amino acids)
Biological process (GO): monoatomic cation transport; positive regulation of interleukin-1 production
Molecular function (GO): channel activity
Source: RefSeq, a predicted model, not a curated record
AUGGCUAUCGCCCACCUGGCCACCGAGUACGUGUUCUCGGACUUCUUGCUGAAGGAGCCCUCGGAGCCCAAGUUCAAGGGGCUGCGGCUGGAGCUGGCCGUGGAUAAGAUGGUCACGUGCAUCGCCGUGGGUCUGCCCCUGCUGCUCAUCUCGCUGGCCUUCGCGCAGGAAAUCUCGAUCGGUACCCAGAUAAGCUGUUUCUCCCCAAGUUCCUUCUCCUGGCGGCAGGCUGCCUUCGUGGAUUCGUACUGUUGGGCUGCCGUUCAGCAGGCCUCCUUGCAGGGCGAUGCCGGACGCCUUCCGCUGUGUCUGCAUAAGUUUUUCCCCUACAUCCUGCUGCUGGUGGCCAUCCUCCUGUACCUGCCGUCCCUGUUCUGGCGUUUUGCAGCUACUCCUCAUCUUUGCUCAGAUUUGAAGUUUAUCAUGGAAGAACUUGACAAGGUUUACAACCGCUCAAUUCAAGCUGCAAAGAGCAUGUAUGAUGAUCAGGACAUGAGAGAUGGUGCCGGCCCCGUUUCGGGGCUUCCUGAGAACAUGGGGCAAAGUUUGUGGGAGAUCUCUGAAAGCCACUUCAAGUACCCGAUUGUGGAGCAGUACUUGAAGACGAAGAAGAACUGUAAGAACUUAAUCAUCAAGUACAUCAGCUGCCGGUUGCUGACGCUCAGCAUCAUACUGUCCGCGUGCGCCUACCUGGGCUAUUACUUCAGCCUCUCGUCGCUGUCUGACGAGUUUGUCUGCAACAUCAAGUCCGGGAUCCUGAGAAAUGACAGCAGCAUCCCCGAUCGCUUUCAGUGCAAGCUCAUCGCUGUCGGCAUCUUCCAGUUGCUCAGCCUCAUCAAUCUCGUGGUUUAUGUGCUGCUGGCCCCCGUGGUCAUCUACACGCUCUUCGUUCCCCACCGACAGAAGACAGACGUUCUCAGGGUGUAUGAGAUCCUGCCCACUUUCGAUGUCCUGCAUUUCAAGUCGGAGGGGUACAACGACCUGAGUCUUUACAACCUCUUCUUGGAGGAGAAUGUAAGUGAGCUCAAGUCUUACAGGUGUCUGAAGGUACUGGAGAAUAUUAAAAGCAGCGGCCAGGGCAUCAACCCAAUGCUCCUCCUGACUCACCUUGGCACGAUCAAGAUGGAUGUCAUGGAUGGCAAGAGACCGGAGCCUGUGGAAAUGACGACAGAGGAGCCGGGGGACCCGAUGACGGAGCUCAAAGAUUCAAAUGAACCCAGUGAAAUUAAAGUAAAUAACGGAGAGACGAAUGCUCGACAGAGACUUCUGGAUUCUUCCUGCUGAUGACUUUUUUUCCCCUUGAACAUGAGAUCCGUGACUUCUGUGACAUGGGAUUGGUAUUGGCUGUCAGGUUCCCAGCCGGUCCGCAGCAGACGGUUCUCAGUAGAGCUACUGAGCAUGCCUUAUUGAGUCCCCAGUGGAAAUGAUGGUCCACAGAAUGUUCUAGGAGAAUGGUUCAUGAACUCCUGAUGAGCAGCACCAUGGAGAUGAGUCAACCCCAGCAACUGUACAUGUGUGAGUCCUCAUCACAUGGAGAUGGGAAGGCUCAUCAAAGCAAGAGUCUUAGCCCUGUUUGCCUCAGAGAAGCACCUUCCUGGAGAGAUGCUGCAGUGAGACUCGGAGCUACCAGCAAGGACUUUGGUAGGCUUUUUGUAUUUGUUGUGUGAAAUAAUAAUAAACCUGUCAGGAUACAAUUGUAACAUGAAUCUCCUAUGUGCCCUUAAUGACUGUUGCAUGAGAAAACCAUU